AUGUUAGGCAAAGAAUUAGAAAUUGAAUUAUUUUUAAAUAGUAACAGUAUAAAUAUUUUAUGUAUUACAGAACAUUGGUUGAAAGAAUACAACUCCAUAUUUAAUUUCAGUAAUCACCAGGUGGUCAGUUCGUUCAAUAGAGAUACUAAAUUACGUGGUGGCUCCUUAAUAUUAGCUAAUAAGUCCUUAUCAUGUAAAGAACGUAAAGACAUUGUGAGCCUCUCUGUUGAGCGUACUGUAGAAAUGGCAUGUGUUGAGCUUGAGCACCUUAUUGUUGUCAGUGUUUACAGACCCCCAUGUUCAAGUUAUGAUACUUUUGAAAAAAUUAUGGAAGAAGUUUUAGUUAAGCUUAAUAAACAGAAUAAAUCUCUUGUAGUGUGUGGAGACUUUAAUAUCAAUCUCCUGGAAACUUCUUCCAUCAGUAUUAAAUUCUGUUCUUUGUUCAAAUCCUAUAAUCUUAAUAAUUUAUUCUUUGAAGCUACACGUAUUGCAGGGUGUAGUGCAACUUGUAUUGAUAAUAUUUUUACAGGUGUUGUACCAAUCAACAAAUCAAUAAUUCAAAAACUUAGUUCAGAUCACUGUGGACAACUGGUUUCGUUACCUUAUAUGCACAAAAAACAGGUAAAUGAGAAAAUUGUGUUUGUUCCUAUUAAUGCAAAACGCCUGGAGAGAUUUAGAAGUAAUAUGUUAAAAAUCCUUCCAUCCCUUUCUUAUAAGAACAAUGCAGACUAUUUAUAUAGAGAAUUAUUUACCUUUAUAAACAAUGAAUUUAAUAAAACAUUCACUUCUAAAACAUUCUCCAGAAACAGUCGCAAGGCAUUUAAUGAGUGGGCGACAGUAGGAAUUUAUAAAAGCAGACGAAGGUUAUAUGACCUUUAUCAUGAAAGAUCGUAUAAUCUUUCCGAUGCUUUUAAAGAAUAUGUAAAAAAUUAUUCUAAAAUGUUUAAAAGAGUUUGCUCCACAGCCAAAUCAUUACAUAUUAGUAACAAAAUUAAGGCAGCUAAGAAUAAAAUUAAAAUGACGUGGAGUAUAAUUAACAGCGAAACCGGUAAUGAGAAACCUCGUAAUUCAAACUAUCAAUUAAAAAUUAAUAAUGAAUUGACUAAAUCAAAUCAAGAAGUUGCAGCGGUGUUUGAGAAAUAUUUCACUGAUGUUCCUAUCUUGACAACAGAGUCAUUGAAUGCUUCUCCAACUGUCGCCGAAUCAUUACUUAAACAGAAUGUUAAUACCUGUUUAAAAGAAUUUAGAUUUGAAAAAGUAUUACCGCAUAAUAUUGUAAAAUACUUCAAAACCAUUGAUGUAAAGAAAACCGCAGAUUUGUGGGGGAUUUCCGUUACAGUGAUUACGUCCAUAAUAGAUUUAAUUGCACCUCAUCUUGCUAUUAUUUUUAAUACUUGUAUCGAUUCUGGUGUGUUUCCUGAUUUAAUGAAGUAUAGUAAAGUAAUACCUUUAUUUAAAUCUGGUAGUACAUUGGACCCCGCUAAUUAUAGACCUAUUUCUGUACUACCAACUCUCAGUAAAAUUUUUGAAAAAAUAAUUUUGGAUCAAUUGUUAAUUUUUUUUAAUACAAAUAAAUUACUUCAUAAAAAUCAAUUUGGUUUUACAAGGGGUCGCUCGACGUCUGACGCCGGUGUUGAGCUUAUGAAAUAUAUUUUUAAUGCCUGGGAGAAUUCACAAGAUGCCUUAGGUAUUUUCUGUGACCUUUCCAAGGCUUUCGAUUGUGUUCAUCAUGAUACAUUAAUCAGGAAACUACAACAUUACGGUGUAAAAAAUUUGGCGCUUAAACUUAUUACUUCAUAUUUAAGUAACAGAACUCAAAAAGUCGUCAUUAAUGGUAAAUGUUCCUCCGGAUCGGUAGUAUCAAUGGGCGUUCCUCAGGGCUCGAUUCUUGGCCCAUUCCUGUUCUUAAUCUAUAUUAAUGACUUACCUUAUCUUGUAGGGGACAAUCACGAUAUAGUAUUAUUUGCUGACGAUACCUCUUUAAUUUUCAAACUGAAACGGCAGUCAAUUAAAUAUGACGAUGUAAAUAAUGCUCUAUCGAAACUAGUACAUUGGUUUAACGCCAACAAUUUGCUCUUAAACGGCAAUAAGACAAAAUGUAUUAAAUUUACAAUACCUAAUGUAAAACAUUCGAAAACCAAUGUGCUCUUAAAUGGGGAGGAGUUGAGUCUUGUGGAUACCACUGUUUUUCUCGGUAUUACUAUUGACGCGAAACUUCAAUGGGGCCCCCAUAUAUCUAAAUUAGCAAGCAGACUUAGUUCUGCAGCAUAUGCUGUAAGAAAGAUUAGAAGUCUCACAGAUGUUGAGACAGCUAGGUUAGUGUAUUUUAGUUACUUUCAUAGCGUAAUGUCUUAUGGAAUUUUGCUAUGGGGUAAUGCGACUGAUAUUGAAGCUAUAUUUGUUUUGCAAAAGAGAGCCGUACGGGCGAUUUAUAAUCUAAAUUGUAAAGAGUCCCUUAGAGAAAAAUUUAAAGAAAUAAACAUAUUAACUUUGGCAUCGCAAUAUAUUUAUGAAAAUGUAAUGUAUGUACAUAAAAACAUAAAUAGCUUUAAUAAGAAUAAGGAUGUUCAUACCUUAAACACUAGGAACAAACAUAAGCUUGUAAUGCCACUUACAAGACUCCACAGAAUUAGUAAUUCAUUUAUGGGGCAAUGUAUACACUUUUACAACAGAAUCCCAGAACAUGUUCAAAGUUUGUCAAUAAACAAGUUUAAAAGUUUUAUUAAAGAAAAACUGUACAAAAAGGGUUAUUAUAAUAUCAAGGAAUACAUGAGUGAAAAUAACCCCUGGGAAUAA
Messenger RNA from Parnassius mnemosyne (clouded apollo), 2796 nucleotides. The record is from the annotation of a GenBank genome assembly. Lineage: Eukaryota; Metazoa; Arthropoda; Insecta; Lepidoptera; Papilionidae.